AACUGUCAAAAUAUACGCAGUGUUUUCUUCUAAAUUUAUCCACGUAGUUUCUAGUUUUUUGCUAAUAAAAUGGUUUAUGUGAAAAAUUGGGAUGAUUUUGAGAUAGCUGCUGAGAAUAUGUACAUGAGGAAUCCCCUCCGAAGUCGAUUUUCUAUGAAAUACAUCCAUCACAAGGGACAAUUGCUGCUAAAAUUGACCGACGACAUAAAGUGUGUUCAGUACAAAACGGAAGUUAUGCCGGAUUUGAGGAAAAUAGAGAAAUUCACUGGGAACAUCAUGGGCCACAUGGCAUCAAAUGAAUGAAGGAAAUUGUUUUGUACAAUUACUCACUUGUUUCCUGCUGAACUGCAUUCUCCAGAUGGUGAUUUAAGUUUAUUAUAAUAAAUUUGUUCUAAAAGA
This is a messenger RNA of Phlebotomus papatasi, 399 nucleotides long. RefSeq names its product signal recognition particle 9 kDa protein (gene Srp9). Bases 70 to 303 code for a protein of 77 amino acids. The transcript is spliced from 2 exons. The record is from RefSeq and is a predicted model, not a curated record. Lineage: Eukaryota; Metazoa; Arthropoda; Insecta; Diptera; Psychodidae. Gene Ontology annotation, molecular function: 7S RNA binding. Gene Ontology annotation, biological process: negative regulation of translational elongation; SRP-dependent cotranslational protein targeting to membrane. Gene Ontology annotation, cellular component: signal recognition particle, endoplasmic reticulum targeting.